UAGACGGGGCGUGUUUGGAACGCGGCCGCUGUCUGCGACGGUCACGGAAAGCAUCAGUGAAAAGCUCUGAGUGCAGUAAUAUACGUAUUUAUGUCAGUUACUGAGUAAAACCUCGACGCUGACAGGCCUUUUAUAUAUACACGUAUUUUAGCAUCCGCAAUACAAUUCAAAGAUGUCAAGCAAAGACCGGAUCGACGUUUUUCCUUCGAGGAUGGCUCAAACCAUCAUGAAAGCACGUCUGAAAGGAGCUCAGACUGGACGUAACCUGCUGAAGAAAAAAGCAGACGCUCUGUGUAUGCGCUUUCGGCAAAUUCUGAGGAAAAUCAUUGAGACUAAAACGCUGAUGGGAGAGGUGAUGAGAGAAGCAGCUUUUUCCUUAGCUGAAGCCAAAUUUGCUGCUGGUGACUUUAGCACUACAGUCAUCCAGAAUGUGAACAAGGCCCAAGUGAAGGUCAGGGCGAAGAAAGACAAUGUCGCAGGUGUGACUCUGCCUGUGUUCGAGCAUUACCAGGAAGGAGGAGACAGCUACGAGUUGACAGGCUUAGCGAGGGGUGGAGAGCAGCUGUCCAGGCUGAAGAGGAACUAUGCUAAAGCUGUGGAGCUGCUGGUGGAGUUAGCCUCUCUGCAGACGUCCUUCAUCACUUUGGAUGAAGCCAUUAAAAUUACCAACCGUCGUGUGAACGCCAUCGAACACGUGAUUAUCCCGAGGAUCGAGCGAACCCUCACGUAUAUCAUCACUGAACUGGAUGAGCGAGAAAGAGAAGAGUUCUAUAGGUUAAAGAAGUUUCAGGAAAAGAAGAAGCAGCUGAGGGAGAAGACUGAGCAGGAGAUGGCGCUGCGCCUGGCCAAGCUCGGGCCCAUCCCCGAACCAUCCAACGUGUUCCAAACGGAGCAAGACCCGGACCUGCUGUUCGAAUGAGCCCGGUUUGAGCAUCAGCUCCCACCACAUACACUAUUUAUUCUGUGCGCCUACCAGGCCAAGCACGCUAGAUUUUACCAUUGUGUAUAUGUUGGUGCAUAUUUUGUUUUGAGUUUUGCCUCUUUUUUUUUAAAAUUGAGCAUGUUCACAUAAUAGAAUAUAUAAAUAUAUGUACAUUGUUGGUAUAUGCUGCUAGCAAUGACUGUUCUGUGUGUGUGUGUGUGUGUGUGUGUGUGUGUGUGUGUGUGUGUGUGUGUGUGUGUGUGUGUGUGUGAAAUUAAUCAUUCCUUCAGAAAGAUAUAAUAAUGAUUAUCAUUUCAACAAGUUAAGAUGUUUAUAUGUAAUUCAUGCAGUAGUCAAAAUUGUGGUUGGUACUAUAGACUGAUGUUCUGCAGUGGAAGCUCCAGAUCAUUGAAUUACCUUGUGGUUCCUGUGUAUAAUUCUUCCUACAGCUCAAUUCAACACAGUGUCAUCUCAUUAUUAAUUCCAGUGACCCCUUAGUGUGCUGAAAUACUUGUAUAAUCCCAAUUACUGUCAUGUGUGAAAUUUAUUUUGAAUAAAAUUGUAGCUGUUCAUCA
Silurus meridionalis is the source of this 1497-nucleotide messenger RNA. RefSeq names its product ATPase H+ transporting V1 subunit D (gene atp6v1d). Gene Ontology annotation, cellular component: proton-transporting V-type ATPase complex. Bases 173 to 919 code for a protein of 248 amino acids. NCBI's taxonomy places the organism in Eukaryota, Metazoa, Chordata, Actinopteri, Siluriformes, Siluridae. Gene Ontology annotation, molecular function: proton-transporting ATPase activity, rotational mechanism. The record is from RefSeq and is a predicted model, not a curated record. The transcript is spliced from 9 exons.